UCGUAAAAGGCCUAUAUAAAUGACCUAAUGCGACUCUACGUUUUUCCCAUCAUUCUCGGUUUUAACUCUGAGACACAUAAUAAACAAAGAGAGAGAUUGACAUAGACAAUAAUGGGUGGGUGGGCAAUCGCAGUACACGGUGGUGCCGGUGUCGAUCCUAAUCUUCCGGCUGAGAGACAAGAAGAUGCCAAACAGCUUUUGACCCGAUGUCUUAACCUCGGCAUAGUAGCUUUGCGUUCUAAUGUCUCUGCCAUUGAUGUCGUUGAGCUCGUCAUUAGAGAACUGGAGACGGAUCCUCUGUUUAACUCAGGCCGUGGAUCUGCUUUGACAGAGAAAGGAACGGUGGAGAUGGAAGCUAGCAUUAUGGACGGUACGAAGAGACGAUGCGGUGCCGUUUCGGGGAUCACCACCGUGAAGAAUCCUAUAUCUCUUGCUCGUCUCGUCAUGGACAAAUCUCCCCACUCUUACCUUGCUUUCUCAGGUGCUGAGGAUUUCGCUCGUAAACAGGGAGUUGAAAUUGUGGACAACGACUACUUCGUCACGGACGACAACGUAGGAAUGCUCAAGUUGGCCAAGGAAGCUAACUCCAUCUUGUUUGAUUACCGUAUUCCGCCCAUGGGAUGCGCCGGUGCAGCUGCAACCGACAGUCCUAUCCAAAUGAACGGUCUUCCAAUCAGCAUUUACGCCCCGGAGACAGUCGGGUGCGUCGUGGUAGACGGGGAAGGACGGUGUGCGGCUGGGACAUCAACCGGGGGUCUGAUGAACAAGAUGAUGGGGAGGAUUGGUGACUCGCCGCUUAUAGGAGCAGGGACGUACGCGUCGGAGCUCUGUGGUGUGUCAUGUACAGGAGAAGGAGAAGCCAUCAUAAGAGCUACGCUAGCUCGUGAUGUGUCGGCUGUUAUGGAGUACAAAGGACUUAACCUCCAAGAAGCUGUUGAUUACGUCAUCAAGCAUCGAUUAGACGAAGGGUUUGCUGGACUCAUCGCUGUGUCAAAUAAAGGAGAGGUGGUUUGUGGUUUUAAUUCCAAUGGGAUGUUCAGGGGAUGUGCUACAGAGGAUGGAUUCAUGGAGGUUGCUAUUUGGGAGUGAGAUAUUCUUAGACUAAGAAAAUGUAUUAGUAUUUGAUUAGUGUGCUAUUAAUCAGUCAUCGCUCUAUUUAAUUUGGUUAUUCAUUAUAAUAAAAAAUCUGGAGUAGUAAAUUUAGGCAUUUUGUUACCUCCAGUCCUAUAGUAUAUUGUAUUCAUUCUGGUUUCAAUUUGUUAGUUCGUGUUUAAAA
Capsella rubella is the source of this 1276-nucleotide messenger RNA. RefSeq names its product probable isoaspartyl peptidase/L-asparaginase 2. The transcript has 4 exons. The record is from RefSeq and is a predicted model, not a curated record. NCBI's taxonomy places the organism in Eukaryota, Viridiplantae, Streptophyta, Magnoliopsida, Brassicales, Brassicaceae. The coding region runs from base 112 to 1089 and encodes 325 amino acids. Gene Ontology annotation, molecular function: hydrolase activity.